GAAAAAUCUGAAAUAUUGAAAUUGGAAGACAGGGAAAGCGAAAGAACUCAACGAAGUGCUGUCCUGCGGACCAAGUGAACAGGGGCGGAGUCCAGAGGAGAGGCGCCGCCGCGCCACGGCGCCAGCCGCUAGCUGCAGACAGCCGCCGGAGCCCGGAGGUCGGCCGACUGUGAGACGGUGGCGGUGGAUACAGCUCCCAAAAAGCAGUCCAUUCUGAAAUCUCUCAUUGGCUAUUGCUCAAGAAUUUGAGAAAGCAAUAUGGACAGAACAGCGGCUGCUUUGGCUAUGCAGUGGAGUGUAGAUCUUGAGAAGGGCCUCCGUUCUAAACGAUCAGGUGAAGCCAUUCUUCAGAUUGGACAGAGACUUCAACAGUGGAAUAGUGAAUCUAUUCUUACAGUAUCUGAAUACAAACUAUUUGGAUUGAUACCUGGAGAAGACAAACUAUUUGCGGAUGCAGUUCUUCUAAGGCUUGCAGAAGCAUUCAAGUCUGGGGACAAACACACAAGGGUGUGCAUUGUAAAGAUUUUCAUGUUGAAGAGGAGGGGAUGGGGUUGCCAUGGCAUUAUAUCCAAGGGCAAGUUGGGCAGCCAUGUAGAGCUUCUAACAAGAGUGAAGUCCGUAUUCGACACUGGUGAUUCGGAGGAUAGAGCUAUGACUUUGGUUCUAUUUGGUUGCUUGGCAAGCAUUGCAAAAGAUAAUGCGGAUAUAAGAUGCAUCAUCCUUUCAAGCUUGGUUUCAAAAAAUAUUCAGGAGGUAAAGGCAUCUUUAUUUGCUGCGGGAUGCUUUUGUGAAUUAGCUAAUCAUGAUUUCGCUGCUGUACAUUUGGAGAUGCUUGUAAAUUUGAUGUCGCCUGAAACGCCAACGGCUAUAAGGUUAGCUGCAGCCCGAGCUUUUGCACAAAUGUGGUUCUCAAUAUCACUUGCAGAUAGAGCUUACAAGCAGUCAGUCCAUGCAAUUUUGGACGCGAUUUUCACUAUGGAUCAUCCGGAAACAGUCUCUCCCUGCUUUAGUACAGGGGUAAGACUGCGUACAUCCGACUCCUCCUUACCCCACCAUAGGUGGGAGCCUUUGCGGCACUGAGACAGGUGUGAAGCUGAUGUUAGACUACCUCCCAGAAGAUGAGUUUUCCAAACUUAUGCUGAUUUCGCUUUCAAAAAUUGCUUCCAAAUGGACCUCACUGAUUCCUGUACAGGUAGAGUUGCUCAUCUCAUUAAUUUCACAGGAGAUGAGAGCUUCAUGCCUGCAAGCUACUGCAAUAAAAUGCCUUGACUUUAUUUUAUGCCGUGUAGUUAUCUUCCCUCAGAGUACUACACACUCGGUUCUAAAGUUUUUCGAAGUUCUGAAUGAAUCCAAAUUAUCUCCAGAUUUGCGGUGUGUAGCAUUAAAUAUCUUUUACAAGGUUUUCUUGUAUAAUUUACACAAAAUUUCUCAUGUGGAGGCCAUGACCAUUUUCCCCAAAUUCCUAGUAAGUGUACAACUGAUUUCAGAAUCUUCAGUUAGUAUGAUCUCAGAGAGGUUAUUAGCCAUUCAUAUUUUAGGAGAUGUUUCUGUCAAACUUCUUGAAAGAAUGGAAGAGGAGGCAUCAUCAGAUCAGAUAAGCUCCACUGUGGCAUCUAAAAUAAUCUCAUUUUCCAUGGAUCGCCUCUCUCUCAUGGUUAUGACGAAUAAGUACAUUCUUCUUCAACCUAACGGUGUGGUGGAUCAGGAGAUCAAAUGCUUAUUCAGUCUCUUACUUGAUUUGUUUGAGAAGAAGCAAGAACUUGGUGCCGUUUUACUGGACAAAAUCUGCUUAUUUAUUACUGGCUUGGUGAAUGCGUGGAAUGAAGUUACAAGAAAGCCAAAUAUUGAAGAUAACUCCAUAGAUCCUUCACGUUCAGAAGAGAACAGUAACCCGACUGCACUUGAAAGCAUUAUGAUAUGCGCAUCAAAGGUUAUUCGUAACUGCUUCUUCCAGAAUCAAGAAAAAUUGAGUUCAACUUCUGAGGUUAUUGGCACUAUCAAGGUCCUUGUAAACCAUGUAUGUGGUUGCAGAUCACUACAUAUUCAUAUACAUGUAAUCUAUAACCUCUUACUACACUCAUGCUUGAAAUACAGUUUAUUGUGCAAAUUUAUGAAUUCUACUGAAAACUUCUGCCCCUCUCCUCAUGAGUAUGAGCAUUCUACUUCUGAAUAUUUGAGGGUUAUUUUGGGAAGAAAAGAACAUUGGCUGUGUUACAAACUUGGAAAGUUUGCAGUAUGUCGGGGAGCAUGGGUUACAGCAACUCUUAUAUUUGAACAACUUAGUACUACUGUCCAAUCCGAAGCCUGUCAUUCUUGGUUGGAAUCCCUGACUUGCCUCUCACGUACGGAAAGGGAAUUUCAAUCGUUGGUUAACUUUGAUCUCACUCAGAUCACGACUUGUGGAAAAAGUUCUUCCAUUGAAGCUAUUCUAGGUGCUUGCAAUGACCUUCGUUCUUCAGUGUGUAGACUUGGUGGUGGUGACAACUCUACUUCAGGCCCCGCUUUCUGUUUUCAGAGAUGGUUUCUCACUUUGAGAGUAAAGGUUGUUGAAGCGGUGGUAGAUUCUAUUAAACUGUUGAUAUCAACAUAUUCUUCUUCUGCUACAUCAUAUUCACUGGAGAACCCUUUUGGCCAAGUGUCUGAGAGGAUGAAGAGUUUAUCACAAGAAUUUGACCUUUUUGCUACAUCUUUCAUUGGCAUAGACAGAGAAAGUAGGACUAUUGUCUCGUCACUUUCUCAAAGUUGCUCACUUUUGGCCUUCGCAACUGCCUUCUUAAAUUGUCUCAUGACAAAUUAUUCAGAAGGUAUCAUCAGUGCUCAAGUGGUGGAUGAGCAAUUUUUUGCUAUGUUAUCACAUGAUUGGUUAUGGCACAUGGACAACGAAACCAGGAAAAUACUGCUUUCGAAGCUCACUUUAAAUACGUUUUUCCUGCCACAGUUGAGAAAUCAAAGUUCCAACUACUCUGGAGGUUGCGAAGUUGCAAAACUUUGUAGAUAUGCUGUAAGAGUUAUUCUUAAACUGCAAAAUGAGCUGGUUACUGAUAGUAGAUCACUUGAUGGUGAUGAUCUUGAGGAGAUCAACAAAUCCAGGUUUCUCAGUGAGGCCUCCAAGCGGCUGUUCAGCGUUCUAUCACUUUGGAUCCAGAUUACUUGCUGGACCCCAAAGCACUUCUUUCACCUAAGGCCAUAUGUCGGUUCCGAGUUAUUCUUGAUAGGAGAGGAUGGAGAAAAAUCAGACGGUUUAUCUGUGUCAUCAGGCUUCGUUCUCCAUCUGAAUUUGUGCCUUCAACUAAGCAACAACCCCUGCAAGAUCUCCAAGUUGUAUUGCGUUCUUCAUUCAAGACCAACAUCCUUCCAAAAAUGUUCCCAUGGUCGCAACAAUAAGGAGCAUACAAAAUAUCUAGGCUCCCAAAAUGAAAUUGAUAACAUGGUAUAUCUGAAUAUAAUGUUAAUGAAGUACACCCGAGGCAGCAUUGAUGAUGAUGAUACUAGAGGAGGAAGUUUCAGCUUUGUGUGUUUAGAGGUUAACAAGAAGAAAUGCCAAGGAUUCUCAACCUGCGUGCUGGAUACUUCUGCAUUUCCUGUUGGUUCUUAUGAAAUCAGAUGGCAUAGCUGUUGUAUUGACAAUGAAGGUUCAUAUUGGAGCUUCAUCCCUGUCCAUGGUACCAGCUUCGCAUUUACAGUAAAGUAGUACUGUAGUACCCACUAAUAUUUACCCCAAACAUUGGCCGUUUUAUUUAUUUAUUUAUUUAUAUAUUUUCAUAUAUACACCAUGAAAUUAUUAACUCUUGUGACUUUAACAUUCUAUCCACACAUCUUGUCAAACAGACCCACACAUGUGUUUGGCAGGACAUAGUGACCUACGAUGAGAAUUGAAAAUGGAGGUCCCUGUAAUCUAUUUUGUAAGAAA
Molecule: messenger RNA, 3910 nt
Organism: Cuscuta europaea
Lineage: Eukaryota; Viridiplantae; Streptophyta; Magnoliopsida; Solanales; Convolvulaceae
Source: the annotation of a GenBank genome assembly